GGCGUCUUCUUCUCUUACCUCAAUACCAUGCAUAUCCUCCUUCAAAAUGACGAUGAAGCCCAUGGCAGCUCUCACCAAAUCUCCAAGAACGACAGUUCCAUACGAACUGAAAAAGGGGCAAAACCGUCUUUUCCACAAGCUUCCAUCUGGUCUAAAAAUGGAGGUAAUCGAGCAGAGAAGAAGCAAAUCCGAAAGAGAGAAUCCACCAUUGGUGUUUGUACAUGGAAGCUAUCACGCAGCUUGGUGUUGGGCUGAACAUUGGUUACCUUUCUUCUCUUCUUCUGGGUUUGAUUCUUAUGCUGUUAGCUUAUUAGGUCAGGGUGAAAGUGAUGAACCUUUGGGAACAGUUGCUGGAACACUUCAGACGCACGCAAGUGAUAUUGCGGAUUUCAUUGAAUCGAAUCUUGGUUCUUCACCUCCUGUGCUUAUUGGUCAUUCUUUUGGAGGACUCAUUGUUCAAUAUUACUUGGCAAAUAUUGUAAACAAGCAGACGUUAGGAACGGAAAAUGCGUUUCCAGAACUUUCAGGGGUUGUACUUGUUUGCUCGGUUCCACCUUCGGGUAAUAGCGGCUUAGUUUUACGUUAUCUCUUCUCGAACCCUGUGGCUGCUUUUAAGGUUACUCUCAGUUUAGCUGCUAAAGGUUUUCAGAAAUCUAUUCCCCUUUGUCGAGAAACAUUCUUCUCUCAAGCUAUGGAUGAUCAACUUGUGAAGCGUUACCAGGAUCUUAUGAUAGAGAGUUCACGGAUGCCGCUGUUUGAUCUGAGGAAGCUAAACGCAUCACUUCCAGUACCAAAACCAAUGGAAAAUUCUACAAAUGUUCUUGUUUUAGGUGCCAAAGAUGACUUCAUAGUGGAUUGUGAGGGGCUGAAGGAAACCGGGUGGUUUUAUGAGGUUGAACCGGUUUGUAUUGAAGGUGUUGCUCAUGACAUGAUGCUAGAUUGUUCAUGGGAGAAAGGUGCUGAGGUUCUUUUGAGUUGGCUUUGUGGUUUGUCUAAACCGUGAAGUUUAUCUACUUAAUGGAGUAUUUGUGUAGAUAGCUGCUUCUCUCUUCUUCUUUUUUUCAGGUAAAAGAAAGAAAAGUGAAGUGUUAAUUUAGUUUGUGGAUAUUAAAGAUGAUAGUGUGGGACAAUAAAAAAAUUGCAAUUUU
Arabidopsis arenosa is the source of this 1148-nucleotide messenger RNA. The record is from the annotation of a GenBank genome assembly. NCBI's taxonomy places the organism in Eukaryota, Viridiplantae, Streptophyta, Magnoliopsida, Brassicales, Brassicaceae.